Messenger RNA from Blastocystis hominis, 751 nucleotides. RefSeq lists its product as hypothetical. The transcript has 4 exons. Gene Ontology annotation, biological process: chromosome segregation; meiotic spindle assembly checkpoint signaling; mitotic spindle assembly checkpoint signaling. The record is from RefSeq and is a predicted model, not a curated record. Gene Ontology annotation, molecular function: ATP binding; protein serine/threonine kinase activity; protein serine/threonine/tyrosine kinase activity. Gene Ontology annotation, cellular component: kinetochore; nucleus; spindle. Bases 1 to 738 code for a protein of 245 amino acids. Lineage: Eukaryota; Bigyra; Opalinata; Blastocystidae.
AUGAACUUCAUCCGCCUGGUGUGGCAGCAGAUGCUCACCGCCGUGAACGCGAUCCACAACAAGCACAUCAUCCACAGCGACCUCAAGCCCGGCAAUUUCCUCUUCGUCAAGGGCCAGCUCAAGCUCAUCGACUUCGGAAUCGCCAAGUCCAUGCCUCCCGAAGCCACCAGCGUGCUCCGCGACAGCCUCAUGGGCACGCUCUCCUACAUCUCUCCGGAAGUGCUCCUCGAGACGGGAAAUGCCGGCGACCACGGCGUCCGCAUCCGCCGGUCUGCGGACGUCUGGUCGCUUGGCUGCAUCCUCUACCAGAUGGUGUACAAGCGAUCGCCGUGGCACGGGCUUUCCCAGCACCAACGCCUCCUCGCGAUCGUCCAGAGCUCCUUCCAGAUCCCGUUCCCGUCGCUGUCAAAUCCAUGGCUGCUGGACGUCAUGAAGGCCUGCUUGCAGCGCGAUCCCGCGAAGCGGCCGGCGAUUGAGGGCCCGAACGGGCUGCUGGAGCAUCCGUUCUUGCAGCCGCAGGGGCAGCGCGCGCUGCAGCUGUACAAGCAGAUGUCGAUGGACAACGCGAUCAUGCGGGAGGUGAUUCGGCAGAUCCACGAAGUGGCGAGGGAUCAGCGAUGGGAGAAGGAAGGGAUCGUGCCGUUGGUGACGAAGGAACUCGUCAUUCAGAGGGCGAGGAAUCGGCCGAUCGAUGUGAAGGCGGCGUUGACGAAUGCGGAGAGGAAGUUGGCCGUGUAGUGUGUGUACUCUA